Musa acuminata AAA Group (dessert banana) is the source of this 2165-nucleotide messenger RNA. Its product is annotated as BTB/POZ domain-containing protein At3g19850-like. The transcript has 4 exons. Lineage: Eukaryota; Viridiplantae; Streptophyta; Magnoliopsida; Zingiberales; Musaceae. Bases 361 to 1902 code for a protein of 513 amino acids. The record is from RefSeq and is a predicted model, not a curated record. Gene Ontology annotation, molecular function: protein binding.
CUCCAAAACCAGAGCCAGUCAAAAACACUGAAAGUGACAAAGGUAUUCACAACUUCUAUACCCCAAGGAUGCUAUACUUGCAAAGGCUGUCACCAACUCCAGACAAAAUCUAUACAGCUUUCCAUUGUAAGAAGAACCCUCACAUGAAGAAGUAGCUUACUGAGUCAUCCCCCGCUUUGUUUGUUAGGGAUCACAAGCAUGUUAACUAAACUACCUAUCUCUUCAUGAAGACACAUGUGACAGACAUAGCCAUCAAACAGCUGUAAUGAACUCUGUGAUCUCAAGGUUCAGAUCAAUGGGCAGCACAUCUUCCUCCUCCAUCGGAGGAUCCUCUGUUCGUUCUCAGGUAGAUUGAAGAAGAUGGUGAAGCAGGAGAAGAGGAGAAGCCACGCGAAGGGCUCAGGACUCAAGAUGAUGGAGUUCCCAGGAGGCCCAUAUGGCUUUGAGCUGGUGGCGAGGUUCUGCUACAACAAUGGAAGCAUUGUCAUUAGCCCAUCCAACAUCUGCCUCCUCCACUGCUCCGCCAUUCUUCUCGAAAUGACGGAAAAGGUGUCUACCUGCAACCUCUUGAGGCAGACAGAGGGCUUCUUGGAUGGGCUGUUGCACUGGACAUGGAAUGACAUCCUGACGGCCUUGAAGAGUUGCGAGGUCUUCUUCUCAGCUGCAGACUCCUGCGGCCUGGUGCAAAAGCUCGUCUCCUCUCUCGUAUCAAAGAUGUCAGCCAAUUCAGAACAGCCGAUCCUAUCCGCAACACCAUUUCCUUCCUCUUCGUCUUCUUCCUCCUCGCCUGACACCUAUGGUUUCAGGUGCUCCUCAUUUACCAAGACACCUGAGCCCAUGAAGCCUUGCUCCAAUUCCGAUUGGUGGUUCGAUGACCUCACCGUCUUCGCUCCGAACACCAUAGAAAAGAUCAUGAAGACUCUUGGAGCUUACGGUACUGAAAACAGGAACCUCGUCCUCACCAGGUUUCUUCUGCAUUACCUCAAGACAGCCGUUCGAAAGCCGUGCUCAAGUGGGGGAAGCGGCAAUCUCGGUUACUGUAAGGAAGAGUACGGCGGCCUUUCAGACACCGCAGUUCACGGAGUGGUACUGAUGCAAAGAACGGCCUUUUCUUGCCGGGGGCUCUUCUGGGUGCUGAGGGUGGUCUCAGACCUGGGUAUCAGCAAGGAAUGCAGGCAUAAGCUGGAGAGGCCAAUCGGGCUGAUGCUUGACCAGGCCACACUGGAUGAUCUCCUGGUGUCAGGCCAUGAUGGUGCUGCCUACGAUGUGAAUCUGGUGCUGAGGUUGGUCAGAACGUUUAUAAGCACCGAGGAGGAUGGUGUCGCCAUGCAGAGGAUGAAGAAGGUUGGGAGAUUGAUCGACAAGUACCUAGGAGAGAUCUCCCCUGACCAGAGCUUGCAGAUAUCAAAGUUCUUGGAGGUAGCCGAGAGCCUACCAGAUUCAGCCAGAGACUGCUUUGACGGGAUCUACAGAGCCUUAGAGAUCUAUCUCGAGUCACACCCAACACUAUCCACCGAGGAGAGAACGAGGCUGUGUCGAUGCCUCAACUACGAGAAGCUCACUCUCGAGGCCUGCAAAGACCUCGCCAAGAACACGAGGAUUCCGCCGGGAGUCGCAGUGCAAGCGCUGGCCUCGCAGCAAUCCGAGAUGCAGAUCCGAAGCUUCAUGGCGGAGGCGUCGCAGACGCCAAGGAGAGUCGCUCGCACCACCGCGACGGCCGCUGAGGGGGUCUCUCCGGAGUUGUUGGACGAGGAGAAGCAGCUCAGGCUUAACCUGCAAAGAAUGCAGUGCAGGGUGAAGGAACUGGAGAAGGUGUGCAAGAACAUGAAGGGUCAAAUGGCGAAGAUGGCGAAGGGCAAGUCCACGAGCCAUGGCAGCAGAGGAAUGCCAAGGCUCUGUUGACUUGCUGCGCUCACAACCUUCUUCCUAUGAAGGUAUCAAUGUAGAGCAAUAAGUUCUUCUCUUUUCCCUUCUGUAUAAGAGCAGUUUGUAAGAGUUGUGUAUGCCUAUUGUGAGCUUCAUUUUGUUUGUCUUAUAAUUGAUUGUUAUUUGAUUUGGUUUCAGCUAAGAUUUACAUUGUAACAUUUGUUUGUGAGAUCAGCUGAACACCAAUGGAGGAGUUUGUAAAGCUUUCACUAUAUAGAACUGAUGAGAAUUUAUUUAAA